GACAGAGGAGGAGGACGGACGGUUCUGUUGUUUCCUUUCUUUUUCCUCUUCAACAAUGUCUAAGGUGAAUCAUCUGAGAGAGUUUAUCGGUCAGCGACUAACAGCAGCUGCUGUAGAAAUAUUGUCAGUGUUUGAAAAAAGCAUCUUGGAGUAUGAAGAAGAGCUCGACCGUCAGCGCAGACUGUUGGACCUCGCCUGGAAACCUGAAAUCAGACUCCACAGAGUCGAACUCCCACAAGAAAAUGUUUGUAAGGUGGAGGAGGACGGGGUUUUCAGUGACCAGCACCUGGAUAACCUGGAGAGGAGCUGCAGCCCGGACCAGGAGGAACCAGGGCAUCCACAGACUACAGAACUGGAGGAAGACUCCAGCGGUCAGGAGAUGAAGCACGAGGACGUAGAGGUGGAAGUCUCAUUGGUCAAUGUUGCUGAUGUGAAAGUUGAAAAUGGUGAACCAGGACCAAACUGUGGCCAGCUGCUGUUGCACACUUCUCCUGAAGCUCAAAACAAAGAUGAGGAAGGGACUGAAAGUUUACGCUCAGACUCCAGUAAAACUGCAGAUCCGGAGCCAAUGGGACGACACGGUGACCACGAAUAUGCUGCUGUCCCGUCAGACAGCAACUGUAAAGCAAAGCUGGACAGGACCCACAUGGGGAAGAAGGUCUUUUCUUGCAGAACUUCCAGGAAAGAGUUCAUUGAAAGUAAUAUUUUAGUGGAUCACAUGAAGAUCCACACUGUCGAAAGGCCGUACCUGUGCAACAUCUGCGGCAACGCCUUUACUUAUUUAUCACAUCUUAAACGCCACAUAACCACCACGCACAUGGGCGAGAAGCCCUACAUCUGCAAAACAUGUGGAAAAGGUUUCACGCAACGUUCCAACCUGGUGAUUCACUUGAGGAUCCACACCGGCGAAAGGCCGUACCUGUGCAACACCUGCGGAAAAACCUUUAUUAAUUUAUCACAUCUUAAACGGCACAUAGCCACGCACAUGGGUGAAAAGCCAUAUUUGUGCAACACGUGCAACAAAGGUUUUAACCGCAGAUUUGAUUUGCUGAGUCACAUGAAAAAUCACCCGGAGGAGAAGUCUGGUGACUCGUGACAAAUGAUGCUCAUGUUGUCGACCUCCGGGGGCAGCUGUCCACUCCUUUACUCAAUCAUCACUUCUUAAACGCCACAUAACCACGCACACGGGCGAGAAGCCCUACAUCUGCAAAACGUGGAAAAAGUUACAGGCUACGUUCCACCCUGGUGAUUCACUCGAGGACCCACACUGGUGAAAAGCCGUACCUGUGGAACACCUGCAACAAAACCUUUACUAGAUCAUCAUCUCUUAAAAGCCACAUAACCACGCACACGGGCGAGAAGUGAUAUUUGUGCAAGACGUGCAACAAAGGUUUUAGCCGCAGAAUUGAUUUGCUGAGUCACAUGAAAAAUCACCCGGAGGAGAAGUCUGGUGACUCGUGACAAAUGAAGCUCAUGUUGUCGUCCUCUGGGGGCAGCUGUCCACUCCUGUCUGACCCACAGAAGAAGAACCCGCAGAAGUCCAACCACCACCUCCUGUGGCUGAUGAGCCUAAUCCCCUCCCCACAAGGUUUGCAGGUUCAACCCGGAUUUAUGCUUCUCCGUCAACUUGACGCAGAGGGAACGAUGUGGUUGUGUACUUUUUUUUUAAGUUCUGCAUUGAGUUUGUGUGAAUCCCUGUUCCUUCUUAAAAUUGUUAUUUGUUGCUGUUGACAACUUGCCGUCUCCACGGUUUAAU
Cololabis saira (Pacific saury) is the source of this 1756-nucleotide messenger RNA. RefSeq names its product zinc finger protein 37 homolog. The coding region runs from base 56 to 1096 and encodes 346 amino acids. Gene Ontology annotation, molecular function: DNA-binding transcription factor activity; RNA polymerase II cis-regulatory region sequence-specific DNA binding. Lineage: Eukaryota; Metazoa; Chordata; Actinopteri; Beloniformes; Belonidae. The record is from RefSeq and is a predicted model, not a curated record. Gene Ontology annotation, biological process: regulation of transcription by RNA polymerase II. The transcript has 2 exons.